AUGGAGAGAUCCACUGCUCCCGAAGCUGAUUUUUCCGACUUCUCCCCCGUUAUCCCGAUCAAUGUCACCUUUCCGUACGAUGUGUUGGGCUUCGUCCCCGACGGAACGAACCACACCGAGCAAAAUCCAUCCAAAGGACCGGCGGGGUUGGUUAUAGCCGUUUCCAUUACGGCUCUCUACUCUGUGAUCUGCGUGGUGGGACUGCUUGGGAACAUCCUGGUGAUGUAUGGAGUGGUCAGAUAUACCAAGAUGAAUACUGCCACAAACAUCUACAUUUUUAACCUAGCCCUAGCUGAUGCACUGGCAACCAGCACGCUUCCCUUCCAGAGUGCUAAAUACCUGAUGAACACCUGGCCUUUCGGUGAACUCCUGUGCAAGCUUGUCAUAGCCAUCGACUACUACAACAUGUUCACUAGCAUCUUCACCUUGACAAUGAUGAGCGUUGAUCGGUACAUCGCUGUGUGCCACCCAGUGAGAGCGCUGGAGUUUCGGACGCCAGUCAAGGCGAAGAUCAUCAAUGUGUGCAUAUGGAUUCUCUCUUCAGCUAUUGGAGUUCCAAUAAUGAUCAUGGCAGUCACCAAGGUGACUGAUCAGGGAAAAACAGUCUGCACACUGAAGUUUCCCGAUCCUGACUGGUACUGGGACACAGUGACUAAAAUCUGUGUCUUCAUCUUUGCAUUCGUGGUGCCAGUCCUUGUCAUUACAAUCUGCUAUGGGCUGAUGAUCCUUCGCCUCCGGAGCGUCCGUCUUCUCUCUGGCUCUAAGGAGAAGGACAGAAACAUGCGGCGCAUAACUCGCAUGGUACUUGUUGUGGUCGCAGCCUUCAUCAUUUGCUGGACACCAAUUCACAUCUUCAUUAUUAUCAAAACCUUGGUGGAGAUCAACCAGAAGAAUCCCUUUGUUAUUGCCAGCUGGCAUUUGUGCAUUGCCCUUGGCUACACCAACAGCAGUCUAAACCCAGUCCUGUAUGCCUUCCUCGAUGAGAACUUCAAGAGGUGCUUCAGAGAAUUCUGCCUGCCAUUCCGUACAAGGGUGGACCAGAACAGCCUGUCAAGAGCAAGGAACGCCACCAGGGAACCAGUUUCAGUCUGUGCUCCAUCGGAGGCCGAAAAGAAGCCGGUAUGA
Messenger RNA from Trichomycterus rosablanca, 1125 nucleotides. It is a transcript of the gene oprd1a, whose product is annotated as opioid receptor, delta 1a. Gene Ontology annotation, biological process: G protein-coupled opioid receptor signaling pathway; neuropeptide signaling pathway. Bases 1 to 1125 code for a protein of 374 amino acids. The record is from RefSeq and is a predicted model, not a curated record. Gene Ontology annotation, cellular component: neuron projection; plasma membrane. The transcript is spliced from 3 exons. Lineage: Eukaryota; Metazoa; Chordata; Actinopteri; Siluriformes; Trichomycteridae. Gene Ontology annotation, molecular function: G protein-coupled enkephalin receptor activity; neuropeptide binding.